Molecule: messenger RNA, 1716 nt
Organism: Colletotrichum phormii
Lineage: Eukaryota; Fungi; Ascomycota; Sordariomycetes; Glomerellales; Glomerellaceae
Product: major facilitator superfamily transporter
Exons: 4
Coding region: 169-1506 (445 amino acids)
Biological process (GO): transmembrane transport
Cellular component (GO): membrane
Molecular function (GO): transmembrane transporter activity
Source: RefSeq, a predicted model, not a curated record
UAGGGUAUAUAUGGCGUUAAUUGCUGCCCGUAAUUAACGGCGUCGUUUUUGCGACAGAUCCCGAGAUAAGAUUGAAGAGGAGAAAAUUCCGUAAAUUGGACUGCAUGUUUUCUCUGGCAUACAUCGAGCACUCAUCAGCAAAGUUCAGCAGUGUGUUUGAGAGCAACAAUGGGCGCUUCAGAAGAACGAGAUCGAGUAGCCGUAAGUGACUCACUCGAUGCGCUGGCCGCUAUCGAGUUGGGAGCAAUGCGAAGUCCGACGAGUUCCCAUCAUCGCGACCCCGAAUCUAGCCCGUUAGCCUGGCUCUGUGUUCUAGGAUCUUUCAUGUUUCUUUAUCCAUCAUACGGGUUCAUGCAGUCUGUUGGAACUGUUCAGUCAUACCUCCAGCUGAACCAGCUGAGUGAGUACUCCACUCGCGAUCUUGGUUGGAUCAGCGGCAUCUUCACCUCGCUUGCGCUGUUCCUUGGGAUCCAGGCCGGGCCGUUGAUGGACGCCUACGGCACGAAGUGGCUAGCUCCCAUCUCUGUAGCACUAUAUGUGCCCGUGUUUUUCAUCAUGGGCGAAUGCACGCAAUACUGGCACUUCAUUCUCUGCCUAGGAGUACUAGGUGGCAUCGGCGGCGCUCUCACAUCAACAAUCGCGGUGGCAGUGAUCGGAAAGCUCUUCAACCGUCGCAAGGGACUUGCCAUGGGCGUCGCCCUGUCCGGAUCCUCGUUUGGAGGUGUGACAAUCUCGAUGAUGCUUCGGUCAAUCCUACCUAGACUGGGCUGGCAGUGGUCCAUGAGAAUCAUGGGCUUCCUAGUUCUCGGUAUCAUGGUCGUGGGCGUCUUAUGCUUUCUUCCAUAUCCUCGCUUGUCGACUCCCGUUGCCGGAGCACCAGUUGGGAGAGUAGGAGCCAUGCUCAACUUCUCAGCCUUUCGCUCUCCGCCUUUUGGAUUUAUGGCUGGAGGUCUCUUCAUGCUAGAGUUUGUUCUCUUUGGAAUCACUGGUCUACUGCCCACCUUUGCCAUCGCUGCAGGCUUCCCCUCUAAUAUCGGCUUCUCUCUUGUAGCCAUUUUGAACGGCACUUCAUGUUUCGGCCGCAUCAUGACCGGCGUGAUCGGUGAUAAAAUUGGCCACCUCAACAUCCUCAUGAUCAUGAUAGGUAUUACCAUCGUGUUUACGGGUGUCGUUUUCGUGCCUUUUGGGACCAAAUAUAUUGGUGCCUUGUAUUCUUUUGCCGCUCUAUGGGGCUAUGGAUCUGGGUCCUUCCUCUCGAGCACGCCAGUCUGUUUAGGAAAGACUUGCGAGCCAAAGGAUUAUGGAAGGUACCUUGGCACAAUGAACUUCGUGGUCAGUUUCUCUUUGCUGGUUACUGUGCCCAUCGGAGGGCAGAUGCUUGAGAGUAUGGGUGGGACGGCACUUUCGGGGUUUUAUCUUGCUAUCCUCUUCCUGGGUGGUGUUUGCUAUUUUGCUGCUCGUUCCCUUCUUCUGGGAGGAUGGCUUACCCUGAGGGCUAGGAUCUAAUUUCAAAGAGCAGCUGGAUGCCUAUGUUGUCAAGGAUUCGAAAGGCCCGAGGACUUAAGCCGCUUACUUGUACCGCAGUGGGACUGGCGGGCAAGGAAUAAAGAGUAGGGGAUAGGUGAUGAAUAGUAGACUUCCUGUAAUUGGUAAUUUAAUAACGGCUGCUAUAUCUUCUACGCAGGGUGAACCUCAAUAUUAACAUUCCUCUUAAAA